Messenger RNA from Acipenser ruthenus (sterlet), 800 nucleotides. RefSeq lists its product as uncharacterized. The transcript has 2 exons. Gene Ontology annotation, molecular function: zinc ion binding; nucleic acid binding. NCBI's taxonomy places the organism in Eukaryota, Metazoa, Chordata, Actinopteri, Acipenseriformes, Acipenseridae. The record is from RefSeq and is a predicted model, not a curated record. The coding region runs from base 73 to 612 and encodes 179 amino acids.
GCGCGAUUUAGGGAGUACCGGAGAGCCCCGGAGACACGCCCCAGGGUGGUUGCAGAGCGGUUGUGCGACCACAUGGUGCAUUGGCUGACCCCCGGGAAGAAGACCGCCCAGCAGAUGGGGGAAGCCAUUGUGGUAGAGCAAUUCUGCCAUGUGGUCGGCGCCGAAACCCAGGCGUGGAUACGGCGCCACAACCCCGACACCCUGGAGGAGGCGGUCAAACUGGCCGAAGACUUCGAGGACUCCCUGACCUCUGCCCGGAUCGGGAUCCUGUCGGCCCCUGCCCUUCGGAGCAGCCGACCUCUCCCUCCCUCUCCUCCAACACCACCACCACCACCCCCCACGUUCCAGGGACCCAGACCUCCCAGAGCACCGACCCCAUUGGGCCCCCUUGCCUCCCCCCCAUGGAGACCAAGGUUGGCCCCCAGCUGGGGUAGAGGUGCUGCCCCUGCCCCGUUGCCAUACCAGCAGCGGGACAGAUUUCUGACCUAUGCCCCCUCUGUCCCUCCUAUCUGUUUUAGGUGCCACCAGCCGGGACAUCUGGCCAGGUCAUGCCCCGCUGCCAUGGAGUGUGACGUGGCCGCGUGCAAUUGGGCACCUGAAACUGACAGCUAAAGCACAUCCGGAGCUGUCGCCGUGGGCCAGCACAAACCGGAUCACCACCUCACAACUGUCACCGAAUAAAAAGUGUAUUCAUUCACCACCAGCACGACUGCACGCACCCGGGACGGGUGAACGUGUUUUUGUUUACUUUGUUCAGGACUGUAAACCUGUGUUUUUCAUCCCCGCGCUCUACACAUCGU